GCAUCUUUAGGAGGCAUGUUAUGUGUCCUUUCUUCAUAUUUUAGGAAUAUACACUUAGGUAAAAGCUACUUGAUAGCUGCAUUUUCUUGUAACAAGAGAGUUGAACAUUUCACCUCCGUUGCCUCCAAGAAAAGGUAGACAAACAUAAAAAAAGCCACUCAAAGCGCCUUUAAUGAAGAAGAAAGAAGGGGAUUUUGGUACUUAAUGAUGGGAAAAGCAGAGGAGAAUAUUGUAUUCCAACAUUUUAGUCAUGGACAUCAAUUUGUGUACAUCAAUAAGCAAAGUAAUGCAAUUUGUUCUGGAUGUAAACUCAAUAUAUUGCCUGGUAAAUUCUACUACAAGUGCGAAACUACAUGCUCAUUUUUCCUUCAUCAAGAAUGCUUCAAUAUGCCCAAAAUUUUGCAGCAUCUAGUGGAUCCAAUCCACCAUCUCACUCUACUAGCCACAGUACCUUGUUCAUCGAAAUGCAAUGCGUGUGGAAAAGAAAUCGCAGGAUUUUCUUACUCUUGUGACAAAUGUUCUACUUAUUAUCAUACACUAUGCUUAUUAGCAUUACCUCUUUCAAUGGAAUUGCCAUCCCAUUGCCAUAAACUGGACUUAGAAUUCUGUCCUCCCUAUGAUUUCGAAUGUGACUUAUGCAAAAAGCCUAGUUAUAAAGGUUGGCUUUAUCAUUGCAGCUCUUGUGAAUUUGAUGCUCAUAUUUCAUGUGCUAUUGCAAGAAAAACAGAAAAUACUGGUGAUAAAUUGAUGGAAUUACUAUCAAUAUACAUGAAGGUAACGGAGGAAAUCAGCGUUAGUCAAGAUCAGCUUCAGCAACCAACUCAACAAACCCCGAGUUACCAAUUCAGUGAUGGCUGCUUUUCUAUUGAUCUUGCAAAAUCUCAGCUGCUAAACGAUGAAUCACAUAUGAGAAAAGAUGAAGUGGAAACUAAAGAGAAAUCGAAUGUUGCCUACGUUACUCUUGCAAAUGCGAUUGGUUCUGAAGUUUGCAUGGGAUUAGGCAGGGAAAUGGAGAAGGCUUAUAAAACUAACGACUCUAACAAAGAACGUUCGAGGAGUUCAUGUUGUCCAGACAUCCUUGAAACUUUGUUUUGUCUAAAGAAGUGAAAAUGCAGGACGAACAAC
Molecule: messenger RNA, 1125 nt
Organism: Solanum dulcamara
Lineage: Eukaryota; Viridiplantae; Streptophyta; Magnoliopsida; Solanales; Solanaceae
Product: protein VACUOLELESS GAMETOPHYTES-like
Exons: 2
Coding region: 205-1107 (300 amino acids)
Source: RefSeq, a predicted model, not a curated record